This is a messenger RNA of Ricinus communis (castor bean), 1373 nucleotides long. Its product is annotated as trans-resveratrol di-O-methyltransferase. Lineage: Eukaryota; Viridiplantae; Streptophyta; Magnoliopsida; Malpighiales; Euphorbiaceae. The transcript has 2 exons. Gene Ontology annotation, molecular function: O-methyltransferase activity; S-adenosylmethionine-dependent methyltransferase activity; protein dimerization activity. Bases 2 to 1120 code for a protein of 372 amino acids. The record is from RefSeq and is a predicted model, not a curated record. Gene Ontology annotation, biological process: methylation.
GAUGUCUUCAUCAGCUCAUAGCUACAGCAAGAUUAAAAAUAAUCAAAUGGAGUUAGUUAAUGAAGAAAACAUUGAUGAGCUAAUUAAAGCUCAAACUCAUAUAUGGAAUGAGACGUUCCAUUUUAUCAAGUCCAUGUCUUUGAAGUGUGCAGUUCAAUUGGGCAUACCAGAUAUCAUCAACAGCCAUGGUCAACCCAUGACUCUUUCAGAGCUCGUUCUUGCUCUGCAAGUUCGUCCAACUAAAACCCAUCAUCUCUAUCGUCUUAUGCGAGUUCUUGUGCGUUCGGGUUUCUUUAAUUUGCAGAAUGCUUCUGAUAAUUAUAGCCAAGAAGGCUAUAUACUUACCCCAGCUUCUCGUCUUCUGCUCCAGAACAGUUCUUUUGAUACUAGACCCUUUAUAUCUCUAGUUCUCGAUCCAAUCAUAACAGAACCAUAUAAUUCCUUAACAUCUUUUCUUCGAAAUGAUGAUCUUACACCUUUUGUCACUGCCUUUAAAGACACAUUAUGGGGUUGUGCAGGGAAUGAGGCUAGGAUUAACCAUUUGGUUAAUGAUUGCAUGGCGAGCGAUAGCUCAGUCAUUGGUAGGGCAGUGAUUAUAAAGUGUAAGGAGGUAUUUGAAGGGCUGAAUUCUUUGGUGGAUGUUGGAGGUGGCACUGGAAAUAUGGCUAAGGCUAUUGCUCAAACUUUUCCAAAUUUGAAAUGCACUGUUUUGGAUCUUCCACACGUAGUUGAUAAGUUGCAAGGUAUCAACAACUUGAGUUUUCUUGGUGGUGACAUGUUCCAAGCAGUUCCUCCUGCGGAUGCAAUCUUACUUAAGUGGAUAUUACAUGACUGGCCUGAUGAAGAAUGCAUAAAGAUACUAAAAAACUGCAAAGAGGCAAUUUCAAGAAAGGGCAAAGAAGGGAAGGUAAUGAUCAUUGACAUUGUGAUGGGAUAUCAGACUUGGGAUGAUAGUUUGACAGAAGCGCAGCUGUUAUUUGACAUGAAAAUGAUGGUUGCUGUUAUGGGAAAGGAGAGAAAUGAGAAAGAAUGGACAAAGCUUUUCUUUGAUGCUGGAUUCACCAAUUAUAAAAUAUAUCCUGUGUUAGGUCCCAGGGCUCUCAUUGAGGUUUAUCCCUGAUAAUUGAUAACCUCUUAUGCAGUUUGCUCUCUCUUCCCUGAUUCGAUAGAGAAUUAGAGGAACUAAUUAAUAAAUAUUUUAUAUAUCAAUUAUGUGUCCUAUACAUUAGAGGAUCCAUACUUAAUUACUCAAGAAUCAAGCAAAUUUUAGGUGUGCUUUAAUUAGAUAAAGCAACUCAAGAAUUUGCAUUGUACUGUGAUUGUAUUACAGUGUUUGCUUUAUCGAUCAAUGAGAUUAUUAUAUUUUUCAUUAA